Messenger RNA from Notolabrus celidotus (New Zealand spotty), 2368 nucleotides. It is a transcript of the gene bnip3la, whose product is annotated as BCL2 interacting protein 3 like a. Lineage: Eukaryota; Metazoa; Chordata; Actinopteri; Labriformes; Labridae. The transcript is spliced from 6 exons. The record is from RefSeq and is a predicted model, not a curated record. Bases 80 to 793 code for a protein of 237 amino acids. Gene Ontology annotation, cellular component: mitochondrial envelope; mitochondrial outer membrane; nucleus. Gene Ontology annotation, biological process: defense response to virus; positive regulation of apoptotic process; mitochondrial outer membrane permeabilization.
UCUGGACAGAUUCCGCGCAUGCGCACUGUGUGGUUUGUCUGCGUGUCAUGUUGAUGAAUGCUGAAACUGGGUAGUCAACAUGUCCACCGCUGCUGCUCAACGGAACAAUAACGAGGAGUCCGGGCUUCACGGCUCUUGGGUUGAGCUGGAGAUGAAUGGGAACACAGGGGCCCAAGGCUCUGUGGAGACCAGCCUGCAAGUAGCACCAGCUGCAGACGAAGUAAAUGCGAAUGACGGCAUGAGUCAGACCCUGCAGACCUUAGAAGUGGUGCCUGAGAGUGAUGAAACCUUUAUUGGAGGACUGGAGCAUGUGCCAUCGUCUUCCUCUAUCCACAAUGGAGAUAUGGAAAAGAUUCUCCUGGAUGCACAGCAUGAAUCCAGCCCUAGUAACUCCGCCUGUGAUAGCCCUCACAGGCCACCAAGUCCAGACCCGGAUGAUGGUCAGAUAACUUUUGAUGUUGAAAUGCCAAGCUCAAGAGGUAGUCAGUCAGAGGAAGAGGGUCAAGAGCCGGAUAAAGAGGAAGACAUCUUAAUGAACAAAGAUGUAGACUGGGUCGCUCAUUGGUCAAGCAGACCAGAAAACAUUCCACCAAAGGAGUUUCACUUCAGGCACCCCAGACGUUCAGUCUCUCUCAGUAUGAGGAAGAGUGGAGCCAUGAAGAAAGGGGGCAUCUUCUCUGCUGAGUUCCUAAAAGUUUUUAUCCCUUCCUUACUCAUCUCACACAUCCUCGCUCUCGGUAUCGGUGUGUACAUUGGGAAGAGGAUUGCCACAGCCCCCACCAGCUCCUACUGAAUAGAAGUUGAAGCAGUGCCUGGAUGCUCUCCUGUCUCCCCAAGACUCCCCACCAUCCUUGUGUAGUUCAGAUGUCUCCUCGCAUCUAUUGUAAAACCUCCAUUUCUCCUCCAAUCACAUUGUAGCUAUAGAAUUGUACACAUGACAAAACGUUGCCGCACUCCAUCACAUCUUGACACAGGGCAACACUGUUAUAAGUCAUUAACUUGAAUCCAGUAGAUAACAGACCCUGUUACAGCCGGAAAGAUAUUAGUCAUACUUUUAAACUCCAGAAUAUGUGACAAGAAUUUGAUGUCCGGUGGCUUCAGGGUUGAAGUUUUUCUACUUGUUUUGAUGUUUUGUCAUGUGAAAUUUGGCCUUUCUCCCGAGCUGCAUCUCUCUGCUGGAGUCUCAGUAGGCAGAGUGUAUGAACCAAAAAUGUUAGCCAUACCUGCAAUACCAAGAAACUGAAUUGGCUCUUGCAACAGCGGGGACUUGAUUCGCCUUAAUUUUUUUGAAGUAAACAUUCAAGGUGCAGUUAUUUCGGGUGGGGGGGCUAAAUGUUGCUGCACAAGUGGAAUUUAUUUUUUAAAAUUCUACAAGUUUCUGAGAGCAGAAGUUGUAUCAUGUUGACUCCUGAGGGUUUCUUAUAAAAAAGCUUUGUUUUUUUGAAGGUUGGAAAGCUUAGACACUGAUGUAGUAUGUAGCUGAAAAAUUUUACAAUGAGGUUGUUUGAACCCUUCUGCUAGUGGAGCCUAGGCUGAAUGGCUUUUUACCAGGCUAUAUGCUACUUUCUUUUCUUUUUGCCAACAUAUCGUAUUCUUUAACAUAACAUAGCAGCAAAUGGCUAAGUGCCAAAUUUGUAUCUUUCACCACUGCACAUUGGUGAUUUAUCUUAGACUGUUUUUUUAUUUUCAAAAAUGUUUAGGUAUUUAAAGAUAGAGAUGUGAAAAUUAAUCUAAGCUGUGAUCUGCCCCAUGUCCACCUUUCGACAUUGUAUAAUUUGUUUAUACUUGAUCUUAAUUCUUAUUAUAUCAUCAUUCUAUAGCAUUGUGGCAGUGGACGUAAUGUGUUUUUGCUGUUGUUGAUUUGCUGAAGCUAAAGAUGGAGGGAGGUAUUUUCUGGGCCUCAUUUAAGAGUGUCAUCUGACUUUUAUCUAGAUAACACUGUGCAAUCAUUUCACAUGACAUAAUACAAUAAAACGUGUACAGAGUGUGCAUAACUACCAGAAAAACUAGAGAUGUUUUUCUAUAUGUUGUUGCUGGCUGGAGGAUUCUGACGUCUGUUUUAGUAAAUGACAUCAUGGAGUCACGUGGAAAACCAUUGAUCACAAUGUACAGCAUCAGCUGCAUUGGUUUUCAGCACACAUCAUUCAUACAGGCUUUGAUGCAUUAUAUAACUCAAACUAACUCAGAAACUGUCACCAUAACAGGCUUAUGUACAGCUGACAAGUGUGCAAUACAGAGCAUUUGGAAUUUGAAUAAAAUUUGUACUGAUGGUGGCCGAGAUAUAAAUACAAAGAGAGCGGACAGAGCUGCACAGACGGUCAUGCAUUAUUUAAGUCAUACUAACAAAUAAAAUGCCAUAUCAUCAUUA